CUCAAAGUGAAAGGUCAAAGUUCAACCCAUUACAUGUGACAUUGAGCAUCGCAGCAAGGUAGCUAGCUAUACGGUUUACCACAAAUUAGCAAAGCAUAUGAAUAUGUCGAGCGAAUAACUCACUGUUUCAAAUAGAUAGAGCAACGGUGCAACCAGGAGAAUGCGGCUUACGGCGCUGCUGGCGAUGGCCGGACGGGUCAGGCUACCGCCGGAUUACCGCUUUGGCACAAACCGGCCCUGGACCAUCCCCGCGCAGCGACUCAAUCCCCCCAGCAAGCGGAGGAGGAAGGUCUUCGUCGAGCACAUCCCGCACGAGAAGUGGUCGGUCUUCAGGGGCGAUACGGUGGAGAUCCUUUCUGGGAAGGACAAGGGAAAGCAGGGGAAGGUCACGCAGGUGUUCCGGAAUCGCAACUGGGUCAUCAUGGAGGGCCUCAACACGCAUUACAGGUACAUCGGUAAAUCGGCGGAUUACAGGGGCACCUACGUCACCAGCGAAGCCCCGCUGCUGCUCGGCGACAUCUCCCUCGUGGACCCCUCCGACCGGAAGCCCACAGAGGUGGAGUGGCGCUUCACGGAGGAGGGAGAGAAGGUGAGGGUGUCAGUCCGCACGGGACGGAUCAUCCCCAAACCCGUGGUCCAGCGCAAGGAUGGCAUUGUGCCAUCCCAGUGGAAGGAUGGACCCAAAGACACGUCCCCAGAGGACACCCUAGAGAAGACCUACACCCCCACCCUGCGCACGCUGGAGGAGGAGGUGGUGGAGAGCCUGGGCAUCCACGAGCCCCGCAAGCCCCGAACGAGCUUCUGGUACUGAGGGGCCCCGGGGCCCGUGGGCCUGGCGGGGGCCAUGUGGGUGUCACCUCCGCACCCAGCCCCCAUCUCACAUCCGUAACCUUGGAGACGGGGUGCCCAGUCUCACCCGAGAGGGGUCGUUGUGGGACCGAGCAUGGGAGUUGAGCAUAAGAUACAGGUGUUAAUGGUGCCCUGCACUGAAUGACUGGUCAUGUAGUCAGUGUCUGUCUGGUCCCUAUCAAAUCAAUGCAGAGUGAUGUAAAAUAGGUCAGUGUGGAUGCAGGCUUUGGUUGUAGCCCUGCGCUAAAUUAAAAUAGUCAGAUUCGUUAAUGAACUAAUUGUGGUUAAUGCACCUCUUCAGUCAAGGCCUUGAUUAGUUGAAUGGGGUGUUUGAGAGCUGGGACAGAACUGCAGCCUGCACACACACUCACACACACAAAUGCAAAUGCCAGCUUAGUCUGGUGGGCCUGAAAGUCAGGUUGUUGAAGUGGUGAUAUUUCGUGUGUCGUGGUGCCGUACAGAUUUAGAUCAUACAUGGGCCCUGUUUCACAAAGCAGAAUUACUGAGUUACCUGAACGACUGCCCCGAGUAAAACCCGGAAACCUCUGGAACGUGGACUGAAGGAAAAGGAGCCGUUCCGGGUUUUACUCAGCGCAGUUACCCAGCUAACUCCGUUACCCUGCCUUGUGAUGCUGGCCCCGUUUGAAACAGAACAUGAAACUUUGCAAGCCCCAUGUCCUGGACUGUCAAUCACUUACAUUUAUGACCCCCAGGGAUUAGUCCUCUGCUUUAUUUCCUAACCCCCAGCAGUCCACUUGCUGGCUAUUGGAAUCUGCCAGUUAAACGCACAUUUAAGCCACCCUUCCCCAAGGGGCUUGUUUGGUUAGCGCUUUGUGUUUAUUGUCGUUACUUGGAUACGUGUAAAAUCUGGCGGUAUCUGGUCUCUGUUAAUCACAUGCUCUGAACGUUUUUGUAAUUAUUUCUCUUCCAUUUUUUGCGAAAGAAUAAAUAUAUGAAAUGUG
Molecule: messenger RNA, 1811 nt
Organism: Anguilla anguilla (European eel)
Lineage: Eukaryota; Metazoa; Chordata; Actinopteri; Anguilliformes; Anguillidae
Gene: mrpl24
Product: mitochondrial ribosomal protein L24
Exons: 6
Coding region: 161-811 (216 amino acids)
Biological process (GO): translation
Cellular component (GO): mitochondrion; ribosome
Molecular function (GO): RNA binding; structural constituent of ribosome
Source: RefSeq, a predicted model, not a curated record